Monodelphis domestica (gray short-tailed opossum) is the source of this 3971-nucleotide messenger RNA. It is a transcript of the gene GTF3C3, whose product is annotated as general transcription factor IIIC subunit 3. Gene Ontology annotation, biological process: transcription by RNA polymerase III. Gene Ontology annotation, cellular component: transcription factor TFIIIC complex. The record is from RefSeq and is a predicted model, not a curated record. Gene Ontology annotation, molecular function: protein binding. NCBI's taxonomy places the organism in Eukaryota, Metazoa, Chordata, Mammalia, Didelphimorphia, Didelphidae.
UUCCGGAAGUGGGCGGUGCUGUAAGACGAAGCUGGGGGCCUUGCCGUCCUGGAACCUGAGUCCGAACUGUGACAGUAAAGGACACCGGUGGGGAUAUGUCUGGGUUCAGCCCCGAGCUGAUCGAUUAUCUAGAAGGGAAGAUCUCCUUUGAGGAGUUCGAGAGGCGAAGAGAAGAGAGGAAAACCCGCGAGAAGAAAACUAAUCAAGAAAAAGGAAAAGUUUCAGCUGAGGAAAAUCCAAAUGACUCAGAAGUUCCAUCUUCUUCUGGAAUUGACUCUAUCAAAUCCCAAAGCCAAGAUAUUAAUGAAGGAGAAACAUCAGAUGGAGUCAGCAAAUCAGUCCACAGAGUCUUUGCUUCUAUGCUUGGAGAAAAUGAAGAUGAGGAAGAAGAGGAGGAAGAGGAAGAAGAAGAUGAAGAAACACCUGAACAACCCACAGCAGGAGAUGUAUUUGUCUUGGAAAUGGUUCUUAAUCGAGAGACCAAGAAAAUGAUGAAAGAGAAAAGGCCUCGUAGUAAACUUCCUAGAGCUCUGAGAGGGCUAAUGGGGGAAGCCAAUAUCCGAUUUGCUCGAGGUGAACGUGAAGAGGCCAUCUUGAUGUGCAUGGAAAUUAUCAGACAAGCUCCUCUUGCUUAUGAACCAUUUUCUACACUUGCCAUGAUAUAUGAGGACCAAGGUGAUAUGGAGAAAUCACUGCAGUUUGAGUUAAUUUCUGCACAUUUAAACCCUAGUGACACAGAAGAAUGGGUUAGACUGGCAGAAAUGUCUCUAGAACAAGACAACAUUAAGCAGGCUAUUUUUUGCUAUACAAAAGCUCUCAAGUACGAUCCUACAAAUGUUCGUUACCUUUGGGAAAGAUCAAGCCUUUAUGAACAAAUGGGAGAACAUAAAAUGGCAAUGGAUGGUUAUAGACGUAUUUUAAACCUUUUAUCCCCAUUUGAUGGAGAGCGUUUCAUGCAGUUGGCCAGAGACAUGGCAAAGAGUUAUUAUGAAGCCAGUGAUGUCACAUCAGCCAUUAACAUAAUUGAGGAAGCUUUUUCAAAACACCAAAGUCUUGUCUCCAUGGAAGAUGUUAAUAUAGCUGCAGAACUGUACAUUUCCAACAAGCAACAUGACAAAGCCUUAGAGGUUAUUACUGAUUUUUCUGGAAUUGUACUAUGGAAAAAAGUUAUUGACAAAAGCAUGCCAGAAGAGAAUAAAGAUUUGAUGGAUGGUCAGGAGAAUGAAGAGUCGAUGGCAAAUCAAGCAUUUUCAGAGGAUAUUAUACCUGAAGAAAAAGUUACUUGUACCAUACCUGAGGGAGUGCCAAUUGAUAUUACUGUUAAAUUAAUGGUGUGCUUAGUUCACCUUAACAUCCUUGAUCCUCUUGAUUCUCUCCUGACUACACUAGUGGAACAGAAUCCGGAAGAUAUGGGAGAUUUGUACCUUGAUGUUGCUGAAGCUUUUCUUGAUGUUGGAGAAUAUAAUUCUGCACUCCCUCUUCUCACUGCAUUAGUCUGCUCAGAAAGAUAUAACCUAGCAGUAGUCUGGCUUCGGCAUGCAGAAUGUUUAAAGGCCUUAGGUUACAUGGAACGUGCUGCAGAAAGCUAUGGCAAAGUGGUUGACUUGGCUCCACUACAUUUGGAUGCAAGAAUUUCUCUCUCUACUCUUCAACAGCAGCUAGGUCGUCCUGAAAAAGCUCUGGAGGCCCUGGAACCAAUGUAUGAUCCAGAUACUUUGGCACAAGAUGCAAAUGCAGCACAGCAGGAACUGAAGUUACUACUCCAUCGUUCUACACUGCUGUACUCACAAGGCAAAAUGUAUGGAUAUGUGGAUACCUUGCUUACCAUGUUAGCAAUGCUUUUAAAAGUAGCAAUGAAUAGAGCCCAGGUGUGUUUGAUAUCCAGUUCCAAGUCUGGAGAAAGACAUCUGUACCUUAUUAAAGUAUCAAGGGACAAGAUUUCAGACAACAAUGACCAAGAGACAGCGAACUGUGAUGCAAAAGCCAUAUUUGCUGUAUUGACAAGUGUCCUGACAAAAGAUGACUGGUGGAACCUGCUAUUGAAGGCUAUCUAUUCCUUAUGUGACCUCUCCCGAUUUCAAGAGGCUGAGCUCUUGGUGGAUUCUUCACUAGAAUAUUACUCAUUUUAUGAUGAUAGACAGAAACGCAAAGAGCUUGAAUACUUUGGUCUUUCAGCUGCAAUUCUUGACAAAAACUUCAGAAAAGCAUACAACUAUAUCCGGAUUAUGCUCAUGGAAAAUGUGAAUAAACCUCAGCUGUGGAACAUCUUUAAUCAAGUCACUAUGCAUUCUCAAGAUGUACGACACCAUCGUUUUUGUCUUAGAUUAAUGCUCAAAAACCCAGAUAAUCAUGCUCUGUGUGUCUUAAAUGGACACAAUGCAUUUGUAUCUGGUAGUUUCAAGCAUGCACUUGGUCAAUAUGUGCAGGCUUUUCGCACCCAUCCAGAUGAACCUCUCUAUAGCCUCUGUAUAGGAUUAACAUUUAUUCACAUGGCUUCUCAGAAGUAUGUGUUAAGAAGACAUGCCCUUAUUGUACAGGGAUUUUCCUUUCUCAACCGAUACCUAAGUCUCCGUGGACCUUGCCAAGAAUCAUUUUAUAACCUGGGACGUGGCCUUCACCAACUGGGACUGAUGCAUAUUGCUAUUCAUUAUUACCAAAAGGCCCUUGAGCUCCCUCCACUUGCACUAGAGGGUAUUGAAAGUGACCAGUUAGAUUUACGAAGAGAUAUUGCAUAUAACUUGUCGCUCAUUUACCAAAGCAGUGGAAACAUGGGAAUGGCUCGAAAGCUAUUAUAUACCUAUGGUACUAUAUAAGUUAUCUUGGCAAGAAAUUGAAGUUUUUAUGCAACUGCUGUGAACCAUCAUUUUGCUUCAUGAUUCAGUAUGGAUGAUUUGAUCACCCUUAAGGAAAUUAUUAUCUUGGCAUUAUUUAACAUUAGGAAGUAUUCUUUUUAUUAUAAACAAGUACAAGUGUAUAUAUGUUUAAAAAUGUCUGAUAAUGCUAUUUGGAGUGUAACCAUUCUCACCUUGGUUCCUGUACACAUUCUGGAUUUUUAAACUGUUUUUCAGGCCAGAUUUUAACUAUUCUAUAGUAAACCAUGACAAAGUACUUCUCAACUGAUUCUGAACCUGUAAUGGGCAGUAUUAAAUAUUGAGUCAGGACCAUGUAUUUGUCUGCUGUUUUUCCUGACUCCUUAACUUCUUAGGUGCUAUUCAAACACUUAAUGUGUCUAAACAUUUUCUCUGAAUGAAGGACUUGAGAAACCACAAGUGUAUUUUUAAACACGUCUGUAUCACACUUCAGUGUAUAUUGUGAUUGUUGUCCAGGCAACUUUUUCACCUUUUUUGUUUUGACUUGUGGAGAUGCCAAAUUUUCACAUGAUCAGUAAAUCAAUAUUCUCUGACUAAGGAAAGACUGUCCAUAAGAUAAAAAUAAUCAGCUGCUUUAGUCCCUUAGUGCAAAAUUAAUCCAACAGGUUGUUUUGUUUUCUCAAGAGUUUGAUUGAAUUUUUCACAUUUCUGCUGCCCUUUAUUGUCUUGUUAACUCUCUGUUAUCACGGUUAUGGCUAUUUCUCAAGGACAGAUAUCACUCUGGCAAAGACUGGGCCAAUCCACGAAGUCCUGUAUUGGGGAAAGAGUACGUCAUACCUGCUUUUCUUUUUGUGGCUUUGAGAAAGAACAACAAGGUGCUAUUUCAAAGUCACUAUGAUGACCAGGGAAGCUAAUAAACUGGUUAAGGUUGAAGGCAUUGGAAUAUUUCAUAGCUAGUACAAAAGAUGAUAUAAAGGACCGAAACCCCGACAUAACUUAUGAUCUUAAAUAUUACUUCCUGAGAAAUCUUACCAAUGCUUACAUGCACUUAACUUUUCUAGUUUAGAAGCAGGACUUUUGUUUACUGAGUAAAUGUGUCAUAUUUUGUAAAAAAAAAUGUGUCAACUGAAAUUUAAUAAAACUAUUUUUUAUAAAAAAAAA